Phycodurus eques (leafy seadragon) is the source of this 5368-nucleotide messenger RNA. Its product is annotated as terminal nucleotidyltransferase 5C-like. Bases 348 to 2435 code for a protein of 695 amino acids. The transcript is spliced from 2 exons. Gene Ontology annotation, biological process: mRNA stabilization. NCBI's taxonomy places the organism in Eukaryota, Metazoa, Chordata, Actinopteri, Syngnathiformes, Syngnathidae. The record is from RefSeq and is a predicted model, not a curated record. Gene Ontology annotation, molecular function: poly(A) RNA polymerase activity; RNA binding.
CCCGGCAACAGCUCGGCCAGCGGUGCGGUGGCACGCGCACUGACACGUCCACCGAGUCCGACUUUGACUUUGCCCCUUAACAGGCGACACUCGGAGUGGGCUCCAAGUUGCGGAGGGAAAGAGCGUCGUGAUUUGCCGUAAAUGUUCGUGACGCCCGAUUGCCAUGGAAACAGUGCUGCUGUGUGGAGGAGAGGCAAAAGUGUGCGUGGUGGCGUUUUAACCUCUUUUGAAACAGCUCCCGUCAACCUGUUGGACAGAUCUUAAGUGACUUCCCCCCCCCCCCCCCCCAUCUUGCCUUUCUGUGGUUAUACUUUCAGUUUUAAUUUGGCAGGUUAAAACAGGCAAGCAUGACGGAGCCCCAAACCCAGAAACGAUUCCACAACUUGACCCUGGAGCAGCUCCAGGCUCUGGAUCAAGUCCUGACCGAGGUCAUUCCCAUUCACGGGCGAGGGAAUUUUCCAACACUGCAGGUGAGUGCCAAAGACAUCAUCCGCGCGGUGAAGGACCGACUCGUGGAAAGAAACAUCCGGGUCAAGGACAUCCGCCUCAACGGAGCCACCGCCAGCCACGUCCUGGUGAGGGACAACGGCCUGGGCGUCAGGGACUUAGACAUCAUCUUCGGAGUGGAGUUGCCCAGGCAAGAGGACUUCCAGGUGAUCAAGGAGGUGGUGCUGGGCAGCCUGCGGGACCUCCUCCCGUGCGGAGUCAACAGACGCAAGAUCACCUGCCUCACGAUGAAAGAAGCGUACGUGCAAAAGAUGGUGAAAGUGUUCAACGAGCACGACAGAUGGAGUCUCAUCUCUCUGUCCGACAACAGAGCCAAAACGGUGGGCCUGAGAUUCGUCAGCGUCCUUCGCAGGCAGUUUGAAUUCAGCGUGGACUCCUUCCAGAUCGUUCUGGACCGCAUGCUGGAGUCCUACUGGGAGACCGACCGGAGACGAGCGAGGAAGUUGUGUUCGGAUGCUCGGACGUUGGCCGCAAAAGACGGCCCGGGGGGAAACCAAGCGAGCGCGCAGUCGAGCGUCGCGCGGGUCGACUCCGACACGGCUUCUCGUGCAGAGACGGCGCGUCGGAGUGAAGCUGUUGAGGAAAAAGAGCUUCCUCGUGCAGAGACUGAAAAUUGUGGGGGACAGGAGGAGUUAGCGUCUGAAGAUGUCGAUUUCAAGCUGAAAUCUCAACAGGAAGAGCCGGAAGUAGAAGUACAAUCAGAAGAGGACAUUGUUUUGGAGCCAAGUGACGACAAGGAGAAGUUUUCUAAGGGAUCUCCAGGGGUUUCAUCUUCUCCAACGUGUGCAUCUUUAAAGCUGCAGGUUCAAGAUGAGGCCUCUCAAUCGUGCGUCUCCAUUACAGCGUUGGUCAAUAAGUCCCUGGCGCAAGAUUACGUCCAAGUGGAGUCUGCCAACUCCGGCCUGCGAGAGUCCCAUCACGAGUUCUCCUCCCCUCCCCCGGCGAAGAAAACCUGCAGCACGUCACCGGAGGUUGUCCCAGACUUCUGCCCCUCGCCCAAACUGCAACGAAAAAUGUCCCGCAAGCUGAUCUGUCGUCCUGAAAAAUGGUCUCUGCUCACAGAUGCGUCGGAUAUGACCGCUCAGCUGUUUCCCCCCAUCGAGAUACCCGCUCAGAUGAAAUCUCCUCCGCAAGACGGGGCUCAUGGAACAGCUUCCUCACAGAGGAGCACGGCAAAUGUUUCAGGUGCGGCCAGCGCACUCCAGGCUGCACCUGAAACCAAUCGGGCUUCUGAGCCGACCGUGAAGCCCAAACAUUCCGAGAAGCCUCCGGAUUGUGACGCCGACAAUGCAGGAGCGCCUCAGGGAGACCGUGCAGAAGCUCCCGCCCCCAGCUGCGGAUUGGGCUCGUGGGCUUCCUGUGCGGCCGUGCAGGCGCAGUGCAUGUACGGCGACUUUAACCAGGCCACGGAGCACCUGCGGCGGCGCAUCAUCGCCACCCACCACCCGGAGGAGAUCCGAGGAGGGGGCCUGCUCAAAUACAGCGACCUCCUGGUGAGGAACUUCCGUCCGGCCAGCGAGACGGAGAUCAAGUCUUUGGAGCGGUACAUGUGCUCGCGCUUCUUCAUCGACUUUCCCGACGUGAAGGAGCAGCAGCGCAAGAUCGAGGCCUACCUGCACUGCCACUUGACGGGCAGCGAGGAGAGCAGCAAGUACGACUACCUGAUGACUCUGCGGCGGGUCAUCGACGAGAGCACCGUGUGCCUGAUGGGCCACGAGAGGAGGCAGACGCUCAACAUGAUCACCGUCCUGGCUCUGCGGGUGCUGGGAGAGCAGAACGCCAUCCCCAACGCCGCCGAAGUCACCUGCUUCUACCAGCCCGCCCCUUACAUGAGCGAGCCCGUUUACGGAAGCUACGUCAUCGCGCGGGCCCCGCCUUCGCUCGUCUAUCACCCCUACCCGGUGCACGUGCAAAGCGCCCCGGUGUAGCCACGGCGCUGUGCCCUUCUGGGAGGCGGGCGGGCGGGCAGCUUUCCGGCACUCAGGCGGGUUUUCUUUGAAAACACGAGGGACCCCCGGGCACAGCGUCCCGUAAUGCGUUGACUUCCCACCUUGGUCAGGACUGAGCGCGGUCCAAAGGCAAAGCAUGUGCGCCUUUCGAUGUUGGAGACUUUUGGAAAGGAAAGAAUUGCAAAGUGGAUGUUCGGACACACAGAGCGCAGAGAAGGCUUGUAUGGAAAAGGUUCUUGGUUUUCUUGAAUCAUUCCCCAACACAGAACAUCGAAUAAUUCUCCAUCACGUACGGGACGCAAACAAUCGAUGAAGCCAAACGGAUUUGGACGUUCGGAAUCAUUCGCUCACCUCAAAAAAUACAAGUAGCACCAUAAUGACCAAUACUGAAAUACGGUGGCAGUGUUGGAAAACAUUUCAAAAUGCUUAAGUAACCCUAGCCAAAAGGGACACGCAACUGAACUCUACUUACUAAAAUGUACUGUACUAGAUUAAAAAAAACGGUAAAAAUCCACUGCAAUAUUAUGCAGUUGAAACCUUUCAUUCGGUGAUUCUUUCACAUACCACUGGAGGGAGCCCAGGUACCACGAGCGGCACUUGUACCUCACUUUGAGAAUUACGGCGGGACUAGCUAGUUGACUCAUCAAAUUCCAAAAAGAAUUUGACACAGUGUAUGUUAACAUCUGCUUUCAACUGUGCAUUUUUUUUUUUUCUUUCGUAGUGCCCAACGUUGUUGACGACUUCGAGAUGCGUCGCAAAAUGUCCCGGGCCUAGCGGAUAGACGGCGAUUCCGAACACGGUCAGCAGCUGUUUCGUGAAAUGUUACCGAGUGGUUUUACUCUCAGCAUGUGACGUUAUUCAACGUGUCGAAAUGUAACACAAUUAUCUGCGUGUACGCGUAAAGGUUUAAGUGUGCCUAGGAUUGCAAAUGUUCACUUUCAGUGGGAAUCGACUGGAAAUUUGCAAAGCGGCUAGUUAUUCCACAGUAGCAUGCGUAUAUUAAGAAAACUCUUUUCAACUCACAGAAUAAUCUUGCUUGAGAGACUUGGAAAUGCGACGUUAUAACCCCACAAAAUGAUGAUAGUACAUUCCGAGACUUUUUUUUGCUCUAUUUAGUACGAUUCCAUUUUAUGUAUAAUGAUGUUAUAUCAAUUAUAUAUUGUUACAACGUUUCAUUCAUUCAGUCAUUGACCCUUUACUGAUUCUUGAGGCUUGUGGUGCCAAAUAUGGUUCGUCAUAUUUGCAUUUGUGUUGUUGUUGUUGUUGUUGUUGUUAUUUGUCGGAACGUGGCUAAAGUCAGUAUCAAACACACUGAAAUAUAAACGCCAUUACCACUUCAUCUUGAAUUGCCAUUGGAAAAUGUCCAUCUUUGAAUAAUUCGAAAGCUAAAUCUUGCAAGCGCAGAAGGUUUUUCACUCCAUUUGCAUAUAAAACGUGUCAAUUGCAAACAAACAUCUUCCUUUAACUGACUGAAAUGAAAUAUCUGAAGUCCACUUAAGAUUCAAUAAUAUGGCAAAGGGAGAAUUUGUAUGCUACACUGAACUGUUUUGUCCCUAAUCGAGUAUUAUACAUUUGUAUUCUCAUGUUGAAAGAUUUGUAUUUGGUUCCAAAGAUCCCAAGUUUUCCAUGUUUUCGUGACGUGACGUUGCUCCCUGGCGUCAAGCUCGCAACGCUGUGAUGUGUCUUGGCUUUUAUUUUGAAAGGUAAUUGCUGAAUGAUUGGAAUUAGGUCGCCGUGUAUUACAUUUCUAUAGGACCGCUCCAUUCGGACGGCCGCUUUAAAAGAAUGUGAUCAGCUUUAAGUGUGCGCGACGAGCUGAGCAGAGUUGGCUUGCAGCGGAUUUUGCGAGCGUCACUUGUUGGAAUUGUGCAAACAUGUCAUCUUGUUAUCUAUUACGAUGUCGUGUGUUUAAAUGUGCACAGAUCAUGUCGACAUUCACUGGCCACGAUGUUAGGUCAUGGAAAAUAGUGACAACCAAAUAUUAGAGUACACAACUCUUGUUCAACUUAUGGCAAGAAGGGUUUUGGUGGGGGGGGGGGGAGAAGCUGCUUGUAAUACAUGUAAAAAAGUGAAGAAACAUUGCUGUUUUGGUAUCUAUUUUCUGCCAAAUUGAAAAGAACAAAUCCAUUUAGCGAGCCGCAUGAAGUGGACACACUUUAUUUGCUUUAUUGGGUCACAAAAACAUUAUGUGCUUUCCAGUAAAUCAUCGUCGCUAAUGUUGCGGCUGCUGCGUUUUUCACUAUUAAGUACACACAGAUAAAAGGAGGGGGGGAAGAAAAGACAAAGGUCGUUCACACUUUAUCUGAGACUGAAGCGCAAUUUAAAUGCACGGUGGACAGAAAAAGUCUACACACCCCCGUUCAUGGCAGGUUUUUGUGAUAUAUAUGCAAAUCAUUUCAAAACCACGGAUGUGACCUAUAACCUGGAUUACAUUCUAAUCUUUGAGAACUGCGAGAAUCACAUUCAAAGCCAUUUGGAAUGGGAGUCAGGACAAUUUAUGAGGCCUCUGAUUUAUCCCAAGUAAACUUCAACUGUUCAAGUCGAAGCCAGAAGCUUUUGUGCUAACUCUGACUCGUAAUUUCCACCGUUCAUAAUUCCUUCCACCUUGACCAAGAACCCAGUUCAGGUAUGGUGUUUUUUUUUUUUUGGGGGUUAUGCGUUGUGGUCUCAUUUUGUUUACAUCACAAAAUCCUGGCAUUUGAACAGGGGCGUGUGAACUUUUUAUAGCCAUUGUAGAUAUAGCUGUUGUGUUGUCCUGCUUGUGAUUCUCAGAUGCAAUAUUGAAUUGACAAUGUGUGCAACUAUGCGGUUUUCCAACUGUUGUGAUAAUCGCCCCAAGAAUCACUCCCAAAACGGACGUAGUGUUUCUGUCCUGAUUUAUCGGUGUCGAGCUACUUGUGUGAUGACGACGA